Molecule: messenger RNA, 2693 nt
Organism: Pecten maximus
Lineage: Eukaryota; Metazoa; Mollusca; Bivalvia; Pectinida; Pectinidae
Product: raf homolog serine/threonine-protein kinase Raf-like
Exons: 12
Coding region: 628-2424 (598 amino acids)
Biological process (GO): protein phosphorylation
Molecular function (GO): ATP binding; protein kinase activity
Source: RefSeq, a predicted model, not a curated record
UCUGUAGUGAUACCGGUCCAAUGGAGUGAUGUACGGAGUUGUUAGUGAUACCGGUCCAAUGGAGUGAUUUACGGAGUUGUUAGUGAUACCGGUCCAAUGGAGUGAUUCACGGAGUCUGUAGUGAUACCGGUCCAAUGGAGUGAUUUACGGAGUCUGAAGUGAUACCGGUCCAAUGGAGUGAUUUACGGAGUCUGAAGUGAUACCGGUCCAAUGGAGUGAUGUACGGAGUUGUUAGUGAUACCGGUCCAAUGGAGUGAUUUACGGAGUUGUUAGUGAUACCGGUCCAAUGCAGUGAUUUACGGAGUCUGUAGUGAUACCGGUCCUAUGGAGUGAUGUACGGAGUUGUUAGUGAUACCGGUCCAAUGGAGUGAUUUACGGAGUUGUUAGUGAUACCGGUCCAAUGGAGUGAUUUACGGAGUUGUUAGUGGUACCGGUCCAAUGCAGUGAUUUACGGAGUCUGUAGUGAUACCGGUUCAAUGCAGUGAUUUACGGAGUCUGAAGUGAUAACAGUCCUAUGCAGUGAUUUACGGAGUCUGUAGUGAUACCAGUCCUAUGGUGUGGUUUACAGAUUGAACAGCUGCUGUUUGCGUUUCUGUUGUGUGUACACAAACAAGUUAACGAUCCUCAAUGAACACCCCCGAAAGCGAGGCUGUAACUGACAACGUUGAUUGUCCGGCGUGUAAGCGAAGGGGCUCUAAACGAUCAGAUCACCGACCCUUACGUCAUCGGAACUCCCUUAAAGGACCUAGAGUCGUUGAGGAACACUGGACCAAGGUUUUGCAGGCUAACGAGUGUGUGUACAGUCGCCAAUGUAACUGUCGGCAUGCGGAGAGGUGCAGGUCCUUCAAACGAAGAGGAGCUCGACGAAAUGCGCCAAAUGUCGACUCGGCUGUCUCAUCAAUAUUCCAGAGAUUUCGGAUGUGGUUGAAUUCGAAAUGGAAAGUACACGAAACAUUUGACGGACCUUUCCGUACGGGAUCUCUAAGGAGGUCCAAACGUGUAAUUAGUGAUGCUACCACCGAUUCGGGAUUAUCCGAGUAUGAUUCAGACUCAAGUGCCCCGUUCCAGAACCGAAUUGGACUGUAUCGGACUGGAGGGGAUAGUACAUUUAUAUCGGAUACGGAUGAUCCUAAUUACGUCUAUAUUCGGAACAAGGUGGCAUUGUCUGAGGAUCUGAAAGAUGCGAGCGAAUCAAAAACAAAAUGUAAUAUAAAACAAUCGUUGCACGUGCCUUCUUCAGCAACUUCCGGUAGUCCCAACCAGAAUGACAGAAACAAGUCUAAACAAAAACAGUUUCUCCAGGUAACGGAACCGGAAGACAGGCGGCAGCCAUUAACAAUCACAACAAGCUGUCCGGGCAAGUCUCAUAGUACAUCCCGUCAUACUGAGUCCCAGAACGAGGCUCCAACAGCCGAGUUCUUUGGGACAUGGCCUAUGUCCCGCAAACGCCACCAAAUGACUGAAGAAGAUCUUGAUUCGGUAUUUGAAGAUGACGGACGUUUAGGUACAAGGCUGUCGUGUUCUGAAAGUCUCCAUGGCAACGCAGGUGAAUUCCUCAUCCCAUAUAAGGAUUUAGAGCACGAAGAAUUGCUCAAAUCUGGGCGCACAUGCUCUAUUUAUCGUGGGCGUUGGCAUGGGAACGUAAACAUACAUCAUUUUGGCUCACUGAAGAAGGAGGAAUCACGUGAUUUCUGGAGCAUGGUGACGAAACUUCACAGAGUGCGGCAUGAAAAUAUUGCACUUUUCAUGGGCGCAUGCGUGGACCCGAACCAUUUUGCUGUAGUGCUAAGUGUUCAAGAUGGCGUUUCGCUGUACGACCAAAUACACAGACGGAAAGAGAAAAUGAACUUACAAAAUAAGAUCCAAUGUCUCCGACAGGUGGCGCACGGCUUGGGCUACCUUCACGCUAAGGGCAUCGUCAUACGAUGUCUCAGCACGCGCAAUGUCUUCAUGUGUCCGAAGGCACGUGUCAGUGUGAUGGAUUAUGGGAUAGCUGAUAAAAAUUCAGACAGAUCCCAGUACGCAUGCGUUCCACGUGGACAGCUGACCUACAUUGCACCGGAAGUGUUAUCCAGUAUGAAAGUGGUACCACCACGACUUGUAGCAACAGUUGAAUACAGUAUCCAUACAGACGUGUACGCGUUCGGGACUUUGAUGUACGAGAUAAUGGCUGGCCAGUUCCCCUAUUACGGUCUGCAACCGGAAACGAUCAUCUGGAAGACUUGUGCAAAUCAAAAACAGCCGCUAGACAAGAUCAACGCUACUCGAGUUUUAACGCAUUUGAUUGAUCUUAGUUGGUCACAUGAUCCAAAGAAGAGGCCAACGUUUGCUGAAAUUAGCCGAGAACUUCAUCGGAACGUAUCUCUGCAUAAACAGCACAGUAUUUCUCAUCCGGAAAACUUGAACAGAUCGUGUUUGUUUUAGAAAGCCAAGGAGGAAGUACAAUAUAUGAUAUAAUUGCAAACACAACGGUUUGAUACAUGACUAAGUACGGCACGACGCACAACUAAAAGGACACCUUGGUCUCAGUGCUGUGUGCAAAUCAUGAGUAGAACGUCAUCAAUGUGUGCGCGUUACGAUUGUGAUCAGUUAUCUGUGUUUAUGGAGCUCGAAAGAAACGCUUUUUGGUACCAGAAUUUUAAACAGUUGUUUCAGAAAGAUCUCUUAAACAUUAAAUCCGAUCUCUUGUUUUA